UCUUGUACCUCAACCUGUGCACUCUGAGGUCUCACUUCAUUGCUUCAUGUGCAGCAAACUGCCACUAAGCUUCAGUUUGAGUUCCAGAAUCUUUGUUGGGCUAAACACAAGUAGAUGUUUGGUUGACAACAAGAAACGUGGUUAACCAGAUAAGUAUGCGCAGUGACAAUGCUAACUGAAAACUAAUGAAGGACAACUUACAACAAAGGCCUUAUAAAUAAAACUUGUCCUGGAAACUUAAAGACUUUUAAUGCAGAAGGAUGCAAAUCAGAGAGAUCCAGAAUUCAAAGUAUGGUGUUAAACCUUGGGGUAGUGCAUAUGUUGGGGAAGAUCUGGGUCCAAUUCAGCAGACUCUACCAGUGGAACCUACUACACUUCUCAGAAACACAGAGUUUGAGGAUGUCUCAAAGGCAUUCAGCCCGCCCUGGAACAGGAAGUGAGGCCAACUCUCCUGUCAAGUUCAAGUACCCCAGCCUCAGAGAUUUUUGUUCCACAUCUUCCUUUGAAGAUAGUGGCCAUCAUGAGUUGUCAAAAUCUUUUGAUAAUACAAAUAAAGAUUUUUUUGGAGAGCAAGAAAAGGACCCAGUAUUAAUUCACAAACACCCUGAAAUUUCAGGCCUGGGCUCAAUGCAUUCCCUAGAGUCUCCUGUUCAAACAAUGAAAUUUGUCUUCCCUAGGAAGGAAAAGGAUAUGACCCCAGAACUAUGUGAAACUCCCAAAAUUGGUGGAAAAAAAUCUUUACCACGUAGAAGGUUAGAUGUAUCUUUCUCUCUUCUAAAGAAAGAUUUUGAAUCACAAAACAGUUCUCAAAGUAGUAUAAGCCAACCUCUCAACUUAGAAAAGAGUAUUUCUAACAAUGCUUCAGGAUUUCCAAGGCGAAAUAAUUUUAGCCCUUUAGUUACUAGCAGUGUAAAAACCGAAGAAGUGACUUCUAGCAGUCAAAAUUUAAGACUAAAUUUUUCUCAACACAAGACUUCCACAAUUGAUGAUUCCAAAGAUGAUGGUAGCCUAUUUGAAGUUGAAUGUAUAUCUCCAAUUCAGGGCAAUAAUUUUAAAGAUUCAAUCACACAUGACUUUAGUGAUAGCAGUUUAAGUGUUUAUGAAAAUACAUAUCCUGAACUUCUGGACUCCUCUGGUAGUAGAACAACGUAUAGAAGAGAUGAAGACAUAUUUCUGACUCCAGUAAGUAAUUUUGUAGUAAACAUUAAAUUUGCUGCAAGUCAAACACUUUCUCCUUCAACUGAGGUGAGAGGUAAUUUUUCCACUCCCGAAGACAGUGGUUUUAACUCACUGAGCUUGGAUAAGUCAGAAGAUUCCUUCUCUGAUCAGGAGGGUUCUUUUCAAGAACUACUUCAGAAAUAUAAAGGGAAUCGCAAUGUGGGAGAUACCAUAAGAAAAUCAGGGCAUCUUGGCAGGUCAAGAAGACUGUCCACUCUUCGGGAGCAAAGCUCACAGUCAGAGUCAGAGGAGGAAAAGCAGAUCAUCCACCCCAACUCUGAAACAAGACUGGCAGCUGCUUCAGACAUCUUGGAGAGUCAGCUGAGCACUGAUAGUAAGAGUAGUAAUUUGACUUUAAGCUUUAAGAACUUAUCAAAGACCCCAGCCUUGCAAUUAGUGCAUGAACUCUUUAUGAAAAGCAAAAGGAAGAGAUUCCAGAGAAAGGAUACCAAUGAAUUCUUCGAUGAAAGGGAUGGGGGGAACAUAGCUGUACUGCAGUGUGUGCUUGCUGGUCUGAUUGGCAAGAAGAUGGGUAUAGAACAACUGGACAUCUUAUCAGAAUUGAAAUAUAGAAAUUUAAAGCAUAUCCUUACUAUGGUUUUAGAUUCCUUGACUGAAGAGAGUCUAUACAGUGUUUGGAAAGUCAGCAGAAAUUGGCGUGAAAUUGUUGUGCAAGAUAAAAAAGCAAAUCGGAGAAGGAAAUAUUAUAUUACACAACUGAAAGCAAAUUCUGAGGGGGCUGUAUUAAAUGUUGAGGAUGCUGCCACUCGGCUCCAUCUUUUAAAUCGCUCAGCUUUAAGAUCAGUGCAAGCACAGGCUCGGACACCCAUUUCUCAGAAAGAGCAAGUCCCAACUGUAUCUCCUUGGGGAGAAGUUUUGACACCUGUGGCAAGCUCUUCACUUACCCACUUAAGCUGUAAACAGGAAGAAUAUUUUAAGGUGGCCAGGACACUUUUUAUUGAUGAAGCAUUAAAACCUUGCCCAAGGUGCCAAUCCCCUGCCAAGUACCAGCCAUAUAAAAAAAGGGGACUGUGUAGCCGCACAGCUUGUGGUUUUGACUUUUGUGUGUUAUGUCUGUGUGCUUAUCAUGGGUCUGAAGAAUGCAGUAAAGGAACAGCAAAGCCAAGGAAUAGAAAAGAUGCCCUCCCAGGAAGCGCCCAGAGUAAACAGAAUUUAAAACGCCUGUAAAGAGACUUCAAAGAAAUGUUCCUCUAUGCAGUGCUUUAUUUUUCUGACUUAAAAUUAUGACUAUUUUGAACACAUGCAAA
Fukomys damarensis (Damara mole-rat) is the source of this 2486-nucleotide messenger RNA. It is a transcript of the gene Fbxo43, whose product is annotated as F-box protein 43. The transcript has 5 exons. Bases 292 to 2406 code for a protein of 704 amino acids. NCBI's taxonomy places the organism in Eukaryota, Metazoa, Chordata, Mammalia, Rodentia, Bathyergidae. The record is from RefSeq and is a predicted model, not a curated record. Gene Ontology annotation, cellular component: nucleus. Gene Ontology annotation, molecular function: zinc ion binding. Gene Ontology annotation, biological process: regulation of mitotic nuclear division; negative regulation of meiotic nuclear division.